Molecule: messenger RNA, 483 nt
Organism: Acanthosepion pharaonis
Lineage: Eukaryota; Metazoa; Mollusca; Cephalopoda; Sepiida; Sepiidae
Source: the annotation of a GenBank genome assembly
AUGAGUUUCUUUUUGUGCAAAAUACAAAAGGAGGUACCCGACUUUCCUAGAAAACUUCACUCUAUCUGUUUUUACGACCAUAUAUUCUCAUCUAAACAAGAAACUCAUUCAAGCGUUUUCUCAUUACUCUCUUUCUUCCUUAUGGAAAUUUGGUCCAAUCAUCAAAUCUGUCUUUCUGUCUUUCUCACCAGAAUCUGUCUUUCUGUCUUUCUCACCAGAAUCUGUCUUUCUGUCUUUCUCACCAGAAUCUGUCUUUCUGUCUUUCUCGCCAGAAUCUGUCUUUCUCGCCAGAAUCUGUCUUCUCGCCAGAAUCUGUCUCGCCAGAAUCUGUCUUUCUCCCAGAAUCUGUCUUUCUCGCCAGAAUCUGUCUUUCUCGCCAGAAUCUGUCUUUCUCGCCAGAAUCUGUCUUUCUCGCCAGAAUCUGUCUUUCUCGCCAGAAUCUGUCUUUCUCGCCAGAAUCUUCUCUUUUGGACAUGCACGUAG